Gamsiella multidivaricata is the source of this 885-nucleotide messenger RNA. RefSeq lists its product as uncharacterized. The coding region runs from base 1 to 885 and encodes 294 amino acids. The record is from RefSeq and is a predicted model, not a curated record. Gene Ontology annotation, molecular function: heme oxygenase (decyclizing) activity. Gene Ontology annotation, biological process: heme oxidation. NCBI's taxonomy places the organism in Eukaryota, Fungi, Mortierellomycota, Mortierellomycetes, Mortierellales, Mortierellaceae. The transcript has 3 exons.
AUGGCAGCCCAAGCGAACGAGACCCUGACUCUUACGGACGACCUGCGCCAAAAGACCAAAGGACACCAUCGCAAGAUGGACAGGCUGGUUCAGCUGGGCCUGUUCACUGUUCUUGAUUAUCAGAUCUAUAGGCAGAUCCUGUUGGGAUUCUACUACGUGUUCAGGACGUUUGAGGAAGAAUAUGAAAAGCACACGAAAGGUCCCGAUCUCCAUCCAUGGGUCGCACAGGCUUAUUGGCCCGACAUUCGGCGGACAGAGGCCUUCGAAGCAGAUCUUGCCUACUUUUACGGGGACGAUUGGAAGGAACAUGUCUGUCCAUCCAAGCAAAUGCAAGAGUAUAUGGAUCAUAUUCGAGAUAUCUCAAAGAAGAAUCCAGAGAGGCUAGUCGCCUACCCAGCAACCCUUUAUCUCGGGAUCUUCUUUGGUGGACAAAUUACCCGAUCCAAGAUCGUAAAGUCGACACGAUUCUUUCCCUCUCCUCCUGACAAGAAACUUGGCGGCGAACACGAUAGCGGCAUUGCGAUCUUCACGUUUCGUGAGAGAAGCAGCAGCUCCUCUUCAUUUACUACCACUGAUGAUGCAGCAGGACAUUCGGGAGAGAACGGGAAGCUGGAUCCCAAUAAGGUGAAGAACGAUCUGAAAUCACGACUCAAUUCUAUCCCAGGAAUCUAUGACCAGACAGACUCGGCCCUGGCAGCACGACGUGCUAUUGAAGACGAGGCCAAAGAGAUUUUUGUCAGGAACAUGGACUUGUUCACAUCGGUCGAGGGUGUGCCUAGAGUGUGGACUCGUUGGAUCGUUUAUUCUCUUCUGUACUUGGCAAUUGCCAUGGCGUUUUAUCAGAUCCUUUUCAGCCGGUUCUCCACAGCCGCACCCGUUCUUUGA